Cooperia oncophora is the source of this 1002-nucleotide messenger RNA. NCBI's taxonomy places the organism in Eukaryota, Metazoa, Nematoda, Chromadorea, Rhabditida, Trichostrongylidae. The record is from the annotation of a GenBank genome assembly.
AUGAGUGGGGAUGGCCCCGUUCAACAGCAAUAUUCAAGUAGUGUAGGGGUAGACGAGAACGGAGAUGUGGUUUACCAUCAUGAAGGCGGCGUACGAGUCUUUGGACAAGAGCCACAUCUCAUCAGAAUGGACGAUGGGCGAAUCGUUGAGAUGAUUGGACACGAACAAGAGCAAGAAAUGCAAUAUGACGUGGUACCUGAUGUACAAGCUCGAGAAGAUCAAGAAAAGAAAAUUGUCCUUGGACCACCAGUGAAGUGGAAAAAAGUCGUCAAUUCUUCUGGACCAUCUCCACGGCCUCGUCAUGGGCAUCGCGCUGUAGCCAUCAAAGAUCUUAUGAUUGUUUUCGGUGGUGGAAACGAGGGAAUUGUUGAUGAACUUCAUGUUUUUAACACAACAACCAAGCAGUGGUUUGUUCCUUCCGUGAGAGGUGAGGUUCCAAGCGGGAGUGCAGCAUAUGGCAUUGUAUGCAAUGGCACGCACAUUUUCACGUUUGGAGGGAUGGUGGAAUAUGGGCGGUAUACAAAUGACUUGUAUGAAUUACAAGCAGCACGAUGGGAAUGGCGGAAGCUGCGUCCACGUCCCCCUCGUUCUGGAGGAUCCGGUCCUUGCCCUCGGCUUGGUCACUCGUUCUCUUUAGCAAGUAACCAGGUUUGUUAUGUGUUCGGAGGUCUAGCCAAUGACUCACCUGAUCCAAAACAGAACUCGUCGUUGUAUCUUGAUGAUUUCUUUUCAUUAGACAUUCGCGGACCGGUAGGGUCACUCCAAUGGGAACAACCUGUGACAUACGGUGUACGUCCAUGCGCCAGGGAAUCACAUACGGCGGUUGUACUUGAAACAGACUCUCGUCGCCAACUAAUCAUAUACGGUGGUAUGAACGGAUCGCGAUUGAAUGAUGUUUGGAUACUGGAUAUAGACUCCAUGACAUGGGACAGCCCUAUGGUAAGUAUUUUAAUAAUUGAACCAUUUUCGAUAGUAUGGAGUUUAAGUUUCGAGCUGCGCUGA